GGCGGCCACGGUCACAAACGUUUCGCGUGAACCGCUAGCAACGGACGUCACGAGCGCGCAUCACGUCGUCGCAUCUCGUUCAAUCCACGCCGACAAGUGCACUUCACCCUUUUCCGCCCGCGCGCGCGCUACACUCGGUUUGCGGUGUCGUACACGCGUUUCGACAGUCGUCCUGUCCUCCGGCGCGACGGACGUUUGCUGUGUGCAGCCGUCUCAAGCAAGUGGUGCGCACCGGAAGCAAAAUAUAAUAAUACACAUACGACCCGCACGAGUGUGACCUGCGGCCGACGAGGGAUAAGUUUUCGGACCGUGGACGCACGGGGUGCCGCACUGCAAGCGCGGUCGAACCGACUCGAUCGUCAUGACAACGUGCCGAAGUCUGCCGAUUCGCAACCACGCGGCCCGUGAACGACGUCGUUGACAGGUGUUCGAAGUCGCUCGCCGCCACCGCUCUCCGCCGCGGGUGUCCGUCCGUAUUCCGGGUGUAGCCGUCGUCGCCCCAGCACUAGCCGCCGCCACUGUCACCCCUCGUCCGAGGGAUCGCCCGUCCCGUCGUCCACACCGCCACGCGAUGGCCCGAUCCGGGUUAGUGGCGCCUCUCGUCCAGUUGCUGCUGUGCGCGGCCGCUCUGCGACCGGCGAUGGUCAGCGGCCAGGACGCAGACUCGCUGGCCAGUAGUUUUUUCUCAGGUUUACUGGACACUAUCACUAGUACGGCAGACAGCAAAGACUGUCCGGGCGUAUGCGUACACACGCUGGCCACACUCAUAUGCUACGAAGUGUUGGAGAACGUCAAAUGUCCUAGCCCGACGAUGCGGUGCUGUGUGGAACCUCCCCCGCUGCCAGCCAACGGCACAGUGGCCGCCGUCAACAAGGUGGACCAAACCACACCGACCACAGUGUCCAGCGCCCGUCCACAAGCGGUCUCUUCUAGCAGCCAACAGCAGAGGCCGGCUGUUAACUCGUCGUCCGCGGACAAUCCGGGGAUCGUGUGUCCGGGAGUGUGCGUGGCCGAAAGGAUAGCGGACUACUGCGAGGCCGUUCUGAACGUGACGGAAAUGUGCAAGACGGGUCUGCGGUGUUGCGUGUCCAAGGACGCGUUCGCCGGCGCCGAACAUCUGGUCGUGUUGGACAGGAACUCGACCAGGAUCAGUUUGAACAACGCCCCACACCGGCCGCCACCACCGCCGUCCACCACCACGACGGCGGCGACGACGACGGCGGCCGCGGAUACCUCAGCGUCUGCGGCCGCGCCCCCGCCCGGCAGCAAACAGUGUCGCGGCGAAUGCGUCAGCGGGCUGUUCGCGCUGUUCUGCGAUGACGUGGACGCCGACGCCUACUGUCCCGGCGACGACAGCAGCUGUUGCGUCACCGCGCCCGCCGACGGCGGACAGUCGGGCCAGCAGCAGCAGCCGCCGCCACCGCCGCCGCCGCCGCGUCCCGCCCAGCCGCCCAAACAACAGUCGACCAAGCCGUCCACCGCGGCCACCACGGCCGCGGGACCGCCGUUGCCCAAGUGUCCGGGCUUCUGUCUGCUCAACCUGAUGGCCGCUUUCUGCGAACGGCCGUCGGUGUUGGUCUCGUACACGUCCACGUGCAAACGCGGCUCGGUGUGUUGCGACAACACCAAAGCGGCCGCCCCGUCGCCGGCGCACCAGACGCAAAGGCCCAAGCCCCGGCCACCCGCGCCGACCACCACGACGGUGGCCACGCCGCCUGCGCCGCCCGACGGACGUCCCGAGUGCCCGGGAUCGUGCAUUGUCCCUUACUUGUCGUUCACUUGUUUCAGAAACGCCGAAAUGACGGACGUGUUCAAAUGCCGAAAACCGGGGACGCAGUGUUGUGCUUCAAAAACUCAAAUCCGUGAAGUUGUCGAACAGAAGACCGGUGUCAUCAACCAAGGGCCCAAUUCGCCGUCACAAUCUACGCCGCAAACCUAUGGCGGAUUUACGCACAGAAACGACACCAUACCGCCGUUUAGGCCGCACGUGCCCAGUUCGUUGCAAGUAUACACUCCGUCGCCAGUCGAUUACUCGGCAAAUCCUACAGUGUCCACGCUGACCACGUCAAAUCCUGUACCUUCCAAACCGUCGACGUAUAGCAAGUACGUAUGUGGGGUAAAGGGAACGUCUAGGACGCGGACGUCAAGAGUAGUUGGUGGCGAAGACGCGGAAGCGGCCGAGUGGUGUUGGCAAGUGGCGUUGAUAAACUCCUUAAACCAAUACCUAUGCGGUGGAGCAUUAAUCGGCACUCAGUGGGUGUUGACCGCUGCGCAUUGCGUGACAAAUAUUGUAAGGUCCGGCGACGCAAUUUACGUGCGCGUGGGCGAUCACGAUUUGACCAGAAAAUACGGAAGUCCGGGUGCCCAGACGCUCCGAGUGGCCACCACGUACAUCCACCACAACCACAAUUCUCAGACUCUGGACAACGACAUCGCCUUGCUCAAGCUCCACGGUCAAGCCGAGCUCAAGGAUGGCGUGUGCCUGGUGUGCCUUCCGGCAAGGGGUGUCAGUCAUGCAGCUGGCAAACGAUGCACGGUCACAGGAUACGGAUAUAUGGGCGAGGCUGGUCCGAUACCGUUGCGUAUUCGAGAGGCCGAGAUACCGGUGGUCAGCGACACAGAGUGUAUCCGCAAGAUAAACGCAGUCACCGAGAAGAUAUUUAUACUUCCAGCCAGUAGCUUUUGCGCCGGUGGUGAGGCCGGAAACGACGCCUGUCAGGGAGAUGGCGGUGGUCCUCUUGUGUGUCAAGACGACGGAUUUUUCGAAUUGGCUGGAUUGGUAUCUGGGGUUUUGGAUGCGGCAGAAUAGACGUACCUGGUGUAUAUGUUAAGGUUUCAUCGUUUAUUGGGUGGAUCAAUCAAAUUAUUAGUGUAAACAAUUUGUAAUUUUAAAUAUUCAAACAUUAAAUUGCGUCAGUUCAAAUAAAAAGUCGAACAUUGUUUAAAUUUAGCUUAAAUUCAUCAAUAAUUUAUUUAUUAUUUAUUUGUAUAUAAACCAUAAAAAUUAUUUUUAUGAUUAAAAUGACAUAAAAUAUAAUAUUAUAUACAUUCUUGUCUAAUCAUAAUAUUAAUGCAAUUUGUAAAUAUAAAAUAAAACCGUAAUUUACGUAUAGAUUAAGUGUAAAAUUGACAUUGGUAACUUAUUGUAAUACAAAUAUGUUGCCAAUAUUAAUUAUUAGCUAUAAACAAAUAUUAGUCUAAUUAAAAAUAUAUGUUUAAAAAAUUACUUUUUAUCACAAAUCAUUUUUAUUAUAUCUUUUAAUGUUUUAUAUUUAAAUAAAUAAAUCAUUGUAUUAGAUAUGUUGAAUUUAAUGAAAGUUUAAUAAUUUUAUAUAAUUAAACGUUUUAUACAAUAGAAAAACGUCAAGUUGAUGUCAUCAUGUUAAAAUUUAAUUUUUCAUUACUCUAACAAAAUAUCAUUACUUUUAUAGAAAAAUACAAAAAAAAUUUAUUUGAAAAAAAUUUUAAGUUAAGUAUAAAUUCUAUGGUAAAACUAAUAUAAUGAUUUUUAAAAAAGUUGCCUUCAUUGUAAUAAGUUACAAUUUAACGUAAAAUGUCGAUUGUGUGAAAUAUGAAUACUCAGAAUUAUAUUAUUGUUAAUUAAAUAAUGAAAUAACAUUUACCCAAAGGUUUUUCAAUAAAUUCAACAAUAUAAUUAUAUAACCAUCAUUAAAUUAUUAUCUGUAUUGGCGUUUGUUUUAAUUCGAGUUACAUGAUGUUUAGAGACAUUUCAGGUUUUGUACCUCGAAUAUAAAAAUAUUCACUACCUAUAGCAUUAUACUAGUUAAAAUAAAUAUAAUGUUUUAUGGACAUUUAGAGUUUAUUUUAAGUUUUUGUAUUUAAAUUUAAAACUUUAUUAUAAAUUAAUAAAAUUAAAGAUAACAUUGUUAAUCUUAA
Messenger RNA from Aphis gossypii (cotton aphid), 3897 nucleotides. It is a transcript of the gene mas, whose product is annotated as protein masquerade. The record is from RefSeq and is a predicted model, not a curated record. Gene Ontology annotation, biological process: proteolysis. NCBI's taxonomy places the organism in Eukaryota, Metazoa, Arthropoda, Insecta, Hemiptera, Aphididae. Gene Ontology annotation, molecular function: serine-type endopeptidase activity. The transcript is spliced from 8 exons. The coding region runs from base 572 to 2809 and encodes 745 amino acids.